AUGAAAUUUCUCAAUGUGGAUCGACCAACCAACCCUCCUCGUGCUCCUACAAAGACGUCGACCAGGGAGCUUUUAUGGAAAAUUAUUCCGAGCUCUAAUAAGAAUAAGGUUUCAGAGGUCGGCGACUAUUCAACAAAGAAGGAACCGCCUUGCAGCUCCAUCCAACAGCUUAAAACGUUCGCAACCUGCAAAGUUCCCAGCUCAUCAUGUCCGUCGCCAUCCCCUUUUUUCAACAAGUCACGGGCAUAUAUAACCGUCAUUUGCUACUUCGCUCCCAUGCUAUUCCAGGCCACUGGAUUGGGAGCCAGCGAUUCUCUCCUCUCGUCAGUCGCCCUAGGCGCUGUGGGCGCGGGGAUCACUCUCUCGUCGCUUUUUUUAGUUGAUCGGUUCGGCAGGCGGGCCCUUUUCCACGCGGGCGGGGCCCAAAUGCUUAUCCCACAGAUUGCGGUCGGGUGGAUUAUGUCGAAUGGUGAUGGGUUACGGUGUGGUGGUGUUGGUAUUGGUUUGCUAUACGUGGCGGGUUUCGCGAUGUCGUGGGGCCCACUCGGGUGGCUUGUGACGAGCGAGGUUUUCCCGUUGGAGGUGAGGUCGGCGGGGCAGAGUGUGACGGUGGCGGCAUUUUUGUCGAUGUUGUGCGGGUUGAAGCACGAGAUCUUUUUCUUCUUUGCGGAGUUGGUGGGGGUGAUGACGGUGUUCGUGUAUAUGUUCUUGUCGGAGACGAAGGAUGUGCUGAUAGAGAAGAUGGAUGGGAUUUGGAGGGAGCAUUGGUUUUGGAAGAGGUAUGUUUGUGGGGGUGGUGGUGGUGGUGAUGUUGAUGGUGGUGGUGAUAGUAAUAAGGGUGAUGGUGGUUGUAGUGUUGGGGAGGAGGAUUAUUGA
This is a messenger RNA of Striga asiatica, 876 nucleotides long. NCBI's taxonomy places the organism in Eukaryota, Viridiplantae, Streptophyta, Magnoliopsida, Lamiales, Orobanchaceae. The record is from the annotation of a GenBank genome assembly.